ACUGCUUUUCCAUGCCGUGCCGGUGUAGCAUUGGCGCGAGGCAGCCUUCGAAAUUUAAUUUCGCGCGUCAUCGUCAUCUUUUUCUGCUUCUUCUGCCCUCCCUCGAGGCUGCUGGCCAGCCUCGAAUCCAUUGUGCUUCGGUGCGCUUCAUCCCAGUUGCACUUUCCUCUACCCUCUCCGUCUGGGGGCAAAAAGUGACGAGAGAGAGAGAGAGAGAGAGAGAGAAAGGUUUGGAGCAACGCAUCUCAAAAAGUUUACUAAUGGGCUAAGGGUCGCGAGCGAGAAACGAUGGUCAUUCGAUCGAGGAUGAUCGACCGAGUUUGUGCAAAUUAACCGUCGGUAAAUGGCACACGAUCACGGAAGAGAGAUGCUGGUUCUAAUUGGAGGACUGCUCGUCGUCUCCUUCUUGUACUUGGUGGCGGCGAUGAAGAAAGACGAUGCAGCAGCGCAGGACGAGCGAUCCGAGCAAUCUGAUAAGCCCAGAGAUUCGCAAACAUCGUCUGUCGAUGUGACUAAUAUGGAAUGUAGUCGAUCUAGUCCUAAGUAUGUUUGCUCGAUAUGUGGGUCAGAGACGACGAUCAAGAUUGAGGAAAAAGUCGAGGAGUCGACCACGACGACAUUCGAGAUCGUCGAGGAUGCGACUGGUUGGCUGCGCUUCGACGAUAAUAGCUUGCGCCGAGUGCCAUUCCCCGAGGCUGGGGUAGAUAUCGUAGAUCGCAAAUUAAAAAAUACGGAAGACUCGCUGUGGCGAGAAAUAGACGAGCACCGCUGGGACGACGGCGACAUCUUAACGUACACCGAGUCGUGGACGGAGAACUGGUUGUUUCGCAGAAAGAAGGAGAGCAGCGCGCGCGAGGACACGGCUGGCGUCUCGUUCAAACCUGUCUCGAUGUUCGUGCCGAGCACGAGCGCGAAAUGUCGCGCGAUGAUCGGCGAUCAGGACGUCGACGAGAUCUCCGACCUGUCCGACCUGUCCGACCUCUCCGACGGCUCCGACGGCUCCGACGACUCUGACGGGAUGGCGAGGAGGGAGGCCGACAGCGCGACGGCUAAAUAUAUCUACGACCAACGCAGUCGCGUAUUUAUAGACGGCAGAUCGAAACACCAUGGCGAAAACUUGGGUUUGGCCGCCGGCAGGCCAGACCAACCAACCGCGAACGGCCAGGCGAGCUCGCCGGACGACGACCGGCCAGCCGGCCGCGAGGGCCUGGCCGAUCACGAGCCGGCCGACAACAGGUCGCGCUACAGAAGCGAGCUGUUCGUCGAGGCGCGUCACGCGGCUCGGAGCUGCACCAUGGGCGGCGGCGACGACGGCGUUCCAUGCUCGGCUGCAGACUCUCGCUUGACUUCGCCGCCGAGGCCGGGUACGAUCGCCGAUCGCGAGCACCGCAAGUGGCAAACUGCGGCGCCAAUGGAGAACAAUCCCUACAGCGAGGAGAAUCUGCAGAGGAGGCUCGCGGAGCGGAGUCGCGCUCCGAGGUAUUCCAGUGGCUCCAGCCUCUUCGGAAUGGCGCGAACAAACGGACUGGACAACGCAAGAGCAGUCGUUGCCGACGGCAUCCAGUUCGAGACGAUGGACUUACCGCCUGAAAAGUCUAGUGCACGCUGCGAUAACGAUGCUCCAGUGACGACUGCCGAGAGCAGAUCAGCUGCCGCCGGCCAGUCAAUUGUCAUCGAUUGCGAGAACACGGAUACUGCGAUGGUCACGCGACCGAAGGAAGACCAGAUCCCCAGGUGCAGGCAGCCGCCGUUGGCUGGAAGGCCGAGCCCGAGAGGAUCGGGAGGCAAUGACGUGGCGCGCGCCGCAGAAGACGCGGCUAAAAAUACAUCGGGCAAAUCGAAGCGCAGCGACGGCCAUGCGAUCCAAGUGACGAGGAACGAUGCGACGAUCAAUGAAGCCGAUUGCGCCGGCUCGGGCGGCCGCGCGCGCGAUCAGGCGAUAUCGCUGCCGUCCGUGAAAAAGCUCGUCGAGGUUUUCAGCCAGAAGCAGAGAGCCGCCACGGGUGCGGCGCCGGUGGCAGCGACAGCGACCAAGCCAAAGGACCGGAGCGACGGCGACUCGCAGCAGCAGCAGCAGCAGCCCAAACUCAAGCGAGUAGAAAGGACUGCGCAGCAGUCGGCUCCACCCCUGCAUUUGCAUAGUUUGACGGCUAGAUCGCUUUCGAAAGAAUUUCGAGAAGGAUUGCGCUGAGGAGAUUGCGUCUGAUUGCUGAAACGCGAAUGAAUGCGUCAAUGAGCAAUAGAGCGAGAACGAAUGGUUUCUAUAUGUAAAUAUAAACGUUGCAUCGUGUAUGCCUGGCUUCGUCAUUUUUUAUUUGAUUUGAAAGAAGCUCGCAGUACGUUUAUCCCUGUAACGCAAGAAAGUUAUAUCGUGAACAAAUUUACGAAUCAAAUUAAUGGAUAGUGCCGAGACAAGAGACUGCAAUUAUUUUAGAUUGGAUGUACACGAUGAAUUGUUGAUAAAAUGCUUAUAUUGUAUCUGCAAUGGAGUUGUAUGUUAUUAUGAUCAGCGUAGUCGUGUUCAAUAAAGUUUGUGAAUACUCGAU
Molecule: messenger RNA, 2546 nt
Organism: Phymastichus coffea
Lineage: Eukaryota; Metazoa; Arthropoda; Insecta; Hymenoptera; Eulophidae
Exons: 9
Coding region: 344-2191 (615 amino acids)
Source: RefSeq, a predicted model, not a curated record